GGCGCUGAGUCAGGCUGCGGGGAGAAUUCGGGCCGCCUGGCCGGGCCAGAGCUUGCGCCUGCGCGGUGGGCGGCUUUGGGGCGGGGCACGUUUAUAUUCGCUGAGGAUCAGCUGACGCUCUGCAUUGCAGACUGCGGAGUCAGGAGGCGUCAUGUACUCCUUCUUGGUUCUGGCCAGCCUCCUGGGCGCGGCUCUCGCCAGCCCCGUCCUGGGCCUGAGAGAAUGUACCCAAGGCUCGGCCGUGUGGUGCCAGAACGUGAAGACGGCGUCUGACUGCGGGGCCGUGCAGCACUGCCUGCAGACCGUCUGGAACAAGCCGGCCGUGAAAUCCCUUCCCUGCGACAUAUGCAAAGACGUCAUCACUGCAGCCGGUGACAUGUUGAAAGACAACGCCACUGAGCAAGAGAUCCUCGUGUACUUGGAGAGGACCUGCGACUGGCUGCCCAAGCCGAACAUGUCUGCCUCCUGCAAGGAGAUCGUCGACUCCUACCUCCCGGUCAUCCUGGACAUGAUUAAAGGACAAAUGAGCCAUCCCGGGGAGGUGUGCUCCGCUCUCAACCUCUGUGAGUCUCUUCAGAAGCAUCUGGCAGAGCUGAAUCACCAGAACCAGCUCAAGUCCAAUCAGAUCCCGGACCUGGAUAUGGCUGAGGUGGUGGCUCCCUUCAUGGCCAACGUGCCCCUCCUCCUCUACCCUCAGGACGGGCCCCACAGCAAGCCCCAGCACAAGGCUGAUGGGGACGUUUGCCAGGACUGCAUUCAGAUGGUGACUGACGUGCAGACUGCUGUGAGGACCAACUCCAGCUUUGUCGAGGCCUUGGUGGACCACGCCAGGGAGGAGUGCGACCGCCUGGGGCCUGGCAUGGCCGACAUGUGCAAGAACUAUAUCAACCAGUAUUCGGAAAUUGCUAUCCAAAUGGUGAUGCAUAUGCAGGAUCAGCAGCCCAAGGAGAUUUGUGGGCUGGUUGGGUUCUGUGACGAGGUGAAGGAGAUGCCCAUGAAGACUCUGGUGCCUGCCAAGGUGGUCUCGGAGAACGUCAUCCCUGCCCUGGAGCUGGUGGAGCCCAUAAAGAAGGAUCCGGUCCCCGCGAAGGCUGAUAUUUACUGUGAGGUGUGCGAGUACGUGGUGAAGGAGGUGGUCAAGCUGAUUGACAACAACAGGACCGAGGAAGAAAUAAUUCAUGCUUUGGACAGCGUGUGCUCGAAGCUGCCCUCGUCCUUAUCCGAGGAGUGCCAGGAGGUAGUGGACACUUAUGGCAGCUCCAUCCUGUCGAUCCUCCUGCAGGAGGCGAGCCCUGAGCUGGUGUGCAGUAUGCUUCAUCUCUGCUCCAGCCGGGGGCUGCCUGUGCUGACCGCACACGUGAUGCCGCGGAAGGACGGUGGCUUCUGUGAGGUGUGCAAGAAGCUGGUGACCUAUUUGGAGCACAGCCUGGAGAAGAACAGCACGAAGGAGCAGAUCCUUGCUGCCUUCGAGAAAGGCUGCAGCCUCUUGCCUGACCCGUACCAGAAGCAGUGUGAUCAGUUUGUGACGGAGUACGAGCCCGUGCUCAUAGAGAUCCUGGUGGACGUGCUGGACCCUUCCUUUGUGUGCCUGAAAAUUGGAGUCUGUCCCCCAGCCCGUAAGCCUCUUUUGGGAACUGAGAAGUGUGUCUGGGGCCCGAGCUACUGGUGCCAGAACAUGGAGUCGGCAGCCCUGUGCAACGCUGUCGAGCAUUGCAAGCGUCACGUGUGGAACUAGAAGGCGCGGUCUGUCUUAGAGAAACUGCAGCAUCUUUUCCUGCUUGUGUCUGGGGGAACGAACACACAGAUCUGUUGGCUUUGUUGUUAUAAAAAUGAUUGAUAGGAUCCCUCUCCCUCAGUCCCUUUCUUCUCGCCCUCAUCUUAGCAUUGCUGUCAGCAGGCCGCUGGCGUAGCUGCUUCAGUGUCCCUUUCCUCCCUGCUACAUGGAUGCCGACAUACCGUACACUGGAGGUCUCUUGAGUCUGUCCCUGCGUGGUGGUUACCCGGAGGAGACGGGGCUCUGGCCGUGGGCAUGAGCCAGAGCCUCUUGACUGAGGUUGUCCGUCCUCCUGGAUGGGCCUUGGGUGCUGAGGGCUCCGGAGGCCUGCUCUAAGGAGGGACCUUCCCUCCUCGUGGGCCUGCUGACUGCCAGACAGAGGCAGUUUUAUAUGAAAGAUGAGAGGCUCAGAAUAAUUAUUAGGCUUUUUAAACAAACAAACAAUGUGGUCCUCACUGUAAUAGAGCUGCUGGAAGCAGCCGCUCAGGAGACCUGGUGGGGCCGGGCUUGCUACCGUUGGGUCAGCCUUUGAUUCGUCUUUCCCGGUUGAUGCUGUGUUUGGAGUUCUGUGGUUUGGGGUGGGAGGGGAAAAAACCUGCAUGAAUGUAACCUGCUAGCUCUUUGUGGAGGUCCCGGGGGGCCUGCUUUUGUGCGUGUGGACAGUGGUGACUGCGUCAUGCCUGCUCUUGUGUCCACCCUGCUGCUCAGUGCCGCCGUUGCUCUGGGCGGUACAGCCCCCUCCCCUCUGACCCCCCCCCCCCGUAGAUGGUCUUUCCCUCUGACCUCCCCCUCCCUGUAGAUGGUCUUUCUGACCUGCGAAUAAAUGUGGAUGACAAGCUCCUAAGCGUCUGGCUUCCAGGUAGAGGGGCUGCUGGCCUGGGGCCUCAGCCGUCGCCCUGCCUUCUCUCCAGUUGGCUGCAUCCUCUCCUCCACUUGCAGUUGCCAGGAGACGGCAAGAUGCGCAGUUGCUACUAAAUGAACUUACCGAGUUUGUUUGUUUGUUUUGCACUAAAAUUUCUGUGAUUUAACAAUAAAGUCUGUCAACCAGA
Molecule: messenger RNA, 2823 nt
Organism: Aethalodelphis obliquidens (Pacific white-sided dolphin)
Lineage: Eukaryota; Metazoa; Chordata; Mammalia; Artiodactyla; Delphinidae
Gene: PSAP
Product: prosaposin
Exons: 15
Coding region: 152-1735 (527 amino acids)
Biological process (GO): prostate gland growth; adenylate cyclase-inhibiting G protein-coupled receptor signaling pathway; epithelial cell differentiation involved in prostate gland development
Cellular component (GO): lysosome
Source: RefSeq, a predicted model, not a curated record